AUCCCCGAUCGGAAGAGCGAAUUGUCCGCCAGUGCCGCUCAGCUUAAAUUGGGCCGGGGCUGAAGUUUCUCCCCCAGUUCGGCUCCUCCAUCCCCGGCGUUUUUCCUCCCCUGCCCCGACCGCCUCCAGCGUCCGGAGGGUGAUGACGCUUCAGUAGGUUUCCCAGCCCUCGCUUUGCUUUCCCUCCAGGGAAGGUCGUUCCGUGCACGAUCCUGCUGAGGAAAGACACUCCGAUGGACUUACACCGGGCCGCCUUCAAGAUGGAGAACUCGCCCUACCUCCCCAACCCGCUGGCCUCCCCGGCGCUGAUGGUCCUCGCCUCCACCGCCGAAGCCAGCCGCGACGCCUCCAUCCCGUGCCAACAGCCGAGGCCUUUCGGGGUCCCGGUCUCAGCAGACAAGGACGUGCACAUCCCCUUUACCAAUGGCUCCUACACCUUUGCCUCCAUGUACCACCGGCAAGGCGGGGUGCCGGGCGCCUUUGCCAACCGUGACUUUCCUCCCUCUUUGCUUCACCUCCACCCCCAGUUUGCGCCCCCCAACCUGGACUGCACCCCGAUCAGCAUGCUGAACCACAGCGGGGUCGGGGCCUUCCGCCCCUUCGCCUCCAGCGAGGACCGGGAGAGCUACCAGUCGGCCUUCACGCCGGCCAAGCGCCUGAAGAACUGCCAUGACACCGACUCGCCCCACCUGCGCUUCUCGGACGCCGACGGGAAGGAGUACGAGUUUGGCACCCAGCUCCCCUCCAGCUCCCCUGGCUCGCUCAAGGUUGACGAGACGGGGAAGAAGAUCUUUGCAGUUUCGGGCCUCAUUUCUGACCGGGAGACUUCGUCCAGUCCUGAAGACCGAAGUGACAGAUAUAGAAGCGACAGCCAAAGAGGGCCCCAGGCGUCUGCAACUGCCACUCAUCGUAUGAUUUUAACUCUCCCCCUCUGCAAAAAGAAAGCGACGCUGUUUGACAGCCAGGCUCCCAUCUGCCCCAUCUGCCAGGUCCUUCUGCGCCCCGGAGAGCUGCAGGAGCACAUGGAACAGGAGCUGGAGAAGCUCACCCAGCUGAACAUCAGUAAGAACUCCAUCCUGAAGGAUGCCAUGGCAGCGGGCACCCCCAAGUCAAUUUUGUUGUCGGCCUCAAUCAAGCGGGAAGGAGAUUCUCCGACAGCAUCACCCCACUCCUCGGAUGACAUCCAUCACUCAGACAGAUACCAGACCUUCCUGCGGGUGCGAGCGAACCGGCAGACCCGGCUGAACGCUCGGAUUGGAAAAAUGAAACGGAGGAAGCAAGACGAAGGGCAGGUAUGUCCCCUCUGCAACCGACCUCUGUCAGGAUCCGAGGAGGAGAUGAGUAGGCAUGUGGAACAAUGCCUUGCAAAGAGAGAAGGUUCGUGCAUGACCGAGGAUGACUCUGUGGACAUCGAGAACGAGAAUGGCAACCGCUUUGAAGAAUACGAAUGGUGUGGGCAGAAGAGGAUACGGGCCACUACUCUCCUGGAGGGAGGAUUUCGAGGUUCUGGGUUUAUCAUGUGCAGCGGCAAAGAGAAUCCAGACAGCGACGCUGACCUGGAUGUGGAUGGGGACGACACACUUGAAUACGGGAAACCACAGUACACAGAGGCAGACGUUAUCCCUUGCACUGGAGAAGAGCCAGGUGAAGCCAAAGAGAGGGAGGCGCUCCGCGGUGCUGUUUUAAAUGGUGGCACACCCAGUACUCGAAUAACGCCGGAGUUUUCUAAAUGGGCCAGCGACGAAAUGCCCUCAACGAGUAAUGGUGAAAGCAGUAAACAGGAAACCAUGCAGAAGACCUGUAAGAACAGUGACAUUGAAAAAAUUACAGAAGACUCUGCAGUGACAACGUUUGAAGCGUUAAAGGCUCGUGUCCGUGAGUUAGAAAGGCAGCUUUCCCGUGGGGACCGCUAUAAAUGUCUCAUUUGCAUGGACUCCUACACAAUGCCCCUGACUUCCAUUCAGUGCUGGCAUGUGCACUGUGAAGAAUGCUGGCUGCGGACUCUGGGUGCCAAGAAGCUCUGUCCCCAGUGCAACACCAUCACGUCCCCCGGAGACCUUCGGCGCAUUUACUUAUGAAGGACGCAGCGGGAGGGCGGCACCCGGCUCUCGGCCCAGCUCAGCGCACCGACGGGGAGAAGGACGACAACAAAAAAUAAAAAUCGGGGAGGAAAAAAAAAAAAAAAGGAAGGAAAAAAAAAAAAAAACAACAGCAGCAAAAAAGACGUUUUAAAAACGUUAACGAAACUAAAACAGAGACUCCAGACACGGACUCGAGGCCGCGGGAGCAGCGAGAGCCCCGGCUCCCACCUGCAGAGCCCCUCUGCAGCGGGCGAAGCCGACCCCGUUGUUGUGCAGCCCCUUUUUUACAGCAGUGUUCCCCACCCGCCACGGCUCGGAGCCCUCCUCCUUCGGACUGCGUUGUGACCGCUCUGCCCCAGGACGCUGGGGAAGGGACCCUUGGCAGCAAUGUUAAAUAACCUUGUAACUUGUGUCCUUUUGUUCAGUUUUCGUUGGGUUGGUUUUUUGGGUUUGGUUCUGUUUCGUUUGGGUUUGGUUUUUUUUUUUUUUUAAUUGGUUUACUUUUUUUUUUGUGGUGUUCUAGUGAUUAAAAAAAAAAAAAAAGGUUUAAAGGAAAAAAAAAAAAAACCCACACCCAGGCAGAAAUGAAGCACAUGUAAUAUAGAUUAUAUAUGUUUACAAUGUUGUGUAUAAAUGGGAUAGACUCAAACAUUGCAUACUAAUAAGUUUCCCUUUCUUUUUUUUUUUGGGUUGUAUUUUUUUUAAAGAAGAAGAAAAAAAAAGAAAUGAGCAGAGAACAUUAAACCCAUAUUUUUCUUGGUUCAGCAAAGUUUUGGCAUUAAAGUCAUUAGUUUAAAAAAAGUAUAUAUAUACAUAUAUAUAAUAUAAAUGGUUUAAUGUUCUGUGGUGUAUAUUUCCUCAUUCAGAUAUGAAGUUAACAGCUUUUAGUAAUGGCUGUAGCAUUGCCCAUAACUUACAGAACUUAUGGGGAGUAGAGGAGGUGGAUUUUUGUCAUUAGUUGUAGCUAAUGGGGCUAUUUAUAAUAGAAUCGUUAUCCCCAGAACGACGCUGCUCUCAGCUCCCCGCCGGGGGCCGGGCAGGGUGGGGGGCCCAGGCUCCAGCGCACCUCCCCCUGCCCCAGGCUCCAGCGCACCCCUCCCUCCCCCCCAGGACACAGGGUUGGCUGGGCUUGGCUUUGCUCUCCUCUCCUCCAAGUCACGUUUUCAGGCUGGAGCUGCGCCCCGUGCAGCGGGGCAGGGCUGUGCCAGCCUGAGGUGGUGGGUCCCACAGCACCAGCUUCUUCCACACCGUCCCUCGUGCUUGUCCCUAUCGCCUGUACCCUCAGCCGUAACCAAAGCUGCCAUCUGGCCUCUCUUCUGUUGUUUCUUUUCAUUUUCAGGACCCAAAAAGCAGCUGUUGAUCGGUUUCCUAAGGUGAAAGCGUGCUCCCUGCCUUGGCUCUCCCCUCACCGUGGGAUCUGCUGGGGGCCAGCUCCCCCCUGGGGACGCUGCUCUCCCCAUUCCUGCAGCAUCACCCCGGGCAGCCCUGUGCUGGCUGCACAGCCGUGCACUCUUGGUGCUGGGCGUGAAGCUGGGAAAGGGGAGCCGGGACACCGUGGGGGCACUGGAGGAGCAGGCACGGCUUGGGCACAGCGCGUCCUUGGGGGCACCUCCACCUGCGUGCCGUGAGCCUGGUGCUUUUUUUUGCAGGGCUGUUUUCCUCAGUGCCUCCUGAAGUGGUUUCAGAAGGAUCCCGCUGCAUCCCCCCAAACCAGGAUCUGUGUUCUGUAAACCGUCUUGGUCAAAGACGGCACCCAACUGACGGUGUCCGGCUCUCUGUGCUCUCAGCAGCCUUUGCCGUGGGGGAUUUGCAGCCUUCCCUUGCUAGAGGAGGUGAGGGGGGGACUUGCUUUCCUGGGAGGCACCGAGGGCUGGGGCUUGGGGGAUUCCAACGGAGAACAACCGAGCUGGGGUGCAGUGGGCUGCAGGGCAGGCUCCCCUAUCCCAGCCCUUCCUUGGAGCCGGGGUUCCUGGUGGGUGUUGCGGACCAGCUCUGUGCGCCGGUGUGUAGAACGUAACCCGUCCUUGUUCCUUUGUUUUGGUUCUGUUCUGUUUGCUUUGGUUCUUUCGGUUUUAUAUUUUUAUUGUAAAGCCAUCCCCUGUUUUUGAGGUGGGGGGGUGAGGGGGGAGGAAGGGGGGGGGCACCGCCUCUCCUGUAACGAUUUUAAUCCAUUUAAAAAGAAGAAGAAAAAAAAAAAAGAAAAAGGAAAAAAAAAAAUAAACAGAUCAGAGUUACCUAUCUCUGCCCAAAGAACCCAGUUGCACAAAGCGAUAUUGCGGUGUGUCGAUGAUUGUGUGUCGGUGUAUAUUAUACAAAGAGGUACUUGUCACUCCCGUUUGUAAACUACAUUUGACAUUAAUUAAACACGUAUAAAUCUUC
Molecule: messenger RNA, 4460 nt
Organism: Numida meleagris (helmeted guineafowl)
Lineage: Eukaryota; Metazoa; Chordata; Aves; Galliformes; Numididae
Gene: RNF220
Product: ring finger protein 220
Exons: 16
Coding region: 234-2078 (614 amino acids)
Biological process (GO): protein ubiquitination
Molecular function (GO): metal ion binding; ubiquitin protein ligase activity
Source: RefSeq, a predicted model, not a curated record